AUGGGCACGACGAACAGAAGGAUGGCCCUCUUUACACUCAAAGUACUGAAGAAACACGGGGAUUUAAUUUUUAUAACUAUUUGUGCAAUUUUUCUACUAAAAUAUGUGUGGCGCAACGUUUCAGACGGUCCUGAUGCUCCAAUUUCUCCUGAAGAGAUGGAGCAAAUGGAUAGACUUUUCGACACUGACGAAGAAUUGAUUCAAUUCACGAAAUCGAGGGUUUUAAUUCAGCCAAGCAGCCGCAGCGUUCCGUACAACCUGGAGAACGAGUCCGAGAAGGAUAACUCAAAAAACCAAGUUGCUUCCACUAUUCACACAAUAUUAGGAAGAAUGAAAAACGGAUUCUUCGUCGAGUGCGGUGUUUGGGACGGUGAAAGAGACUCAAACACAUUGAUGCUGGAGAAACGCUACAACUGGACUGGCCUGCUGGUGGAAGGGUCGCCGACCGAGUCAAAAAUAAUAAAAACCAAGAACAGGAAAGCGUGGCUCGCGCCGGUGUGCAUGAGCACCAGCACUUCUUCCAUGAUUGUUUCCUUCAUGGAUAAUUCUUACGCGGGACGCAUCAUCGGUCCUCAGGGAAUGAAUUUACCUGGCAUGUCGCACGUGUCAUUUGUCUCCCAGCUGUGCAUUCCCUUCAACACCCUGAUGGCCGCCCUGAACCAAACAACAAUCGACUACUUCAGCCUUGACGUGGAGGGACACGAACUGGAAAUAUUGAGCACCAUCGAUUUUGAACGCUUCUUCAUCAGGACAAUGACAGUUGAGUACACGCAGUCAGCUGAUCGACUGGACGAAAUCCUUGAACUGAUGGAUGAAAACGGGUUCAAACUGCACUCAAAAAAUUCACUAGAUUUUAUUUUUGUCAAUAAGAAAAAUAAAAACACCCCACCUUGA
Cloeon dipterum is the source of this 894-nucleotide messenger RNA. RefSeq lists its product as uncharacterized. The transcript is spliced from 5 exons. Bases 1 to 894 code for a protein of 297 amino acids. Lineage: Eukaryota; Metazoa; Arthropoda; Insecta; Ephemeroptera; Baetidae. The record is from RefSeq and is a predicted model, not a curated record.